This is a messenger RNA of Trichogramma pretiosum, 1114 nucleotides long. RefSeq names its product ER membrane protein complex subunit 7 homolog (gene EMC7). The record is from RefSeq and is a predicted model, not a curated record. Lineage: Eukaryota; Metazoa; Arthropoda; Insecta; Hymenoptera; Trichogrammatidae. The transcript has 4 exons. Gene Ontology annotation, cellular component: EMC complex. Bases 62 to 733 code for a protein of 223 amino acids. Gene Ontology annotation, molecular function: carbohydrate binding.
CAUAGCAGACGUGUUUGUUGUCGUUGUCACGCGUAUAUGUGUAUCAGUAAUAAUAUUAAAAAUGAAUCUGUUCCGUUCAACAUUUUUGGUUUCUUUGAUUUUAUGUUUCUUUCUGAGCAGCAGUCAUGCUGAAACUGAGGAGGAUACGUCCACGGACUUAUACGUGAUCGAGGGUAAAGUUUUUGGUUGGGAAAACUCAGCAAACUCAGGAUGGCAGCUAAUGACUCACGUCAUGGCCAACGGAGGCGAGCAUUACGGAUUCCUCAGGGAAGAUGGAACAUUUGCCAUUUCUAACGUACCCCAUGGUUCAUACAUUGUAGAAGUUGUUAACCCCAACUAUGCUUAUGAGCCUAUUAGAGUAGAAAUUAAUUCCAAGGGAAAAUUCAGAGCAAGAAAAGUCAAUUUAAUACAAACAUCUCAAGUAAUACAAGUACCAUAUCCAUUGAAAAUGAGACCAUUAGCGCCAUUCAGGUAUUUCCAAGUUAGAGAGCAAUGGAGAGUGACUGACUUCUUAUUCAAUCCAAUGAUUCUCAUGAUGAUUGUACCUCUCUUACUCGUUAUGGUUUUACCUAAAUUAAUAAAUGAUCCUGAAACUAAAAAGGAAAUGGAGCAGUUGAACAGUUUAACAAAUUACAAUAUGCCAGAAAUGUCGGAGUUGAUAACUAGUUUUCUAUCAGGAGGAGAAAAGCAGAAGCAGAAACCAGUGAAAUAUUCCAAAGUGAAAACAAAGUAAAUUACUGUUUGUUUUAUAUUUCUAGUCUCAAAUGAAUUUUAUAGUAGCAUUUUAAAAUGCAAUUCACAUUUGAUACAAAAAUAAGGAUCACCAUUCUUGUUUUUACAACUGUAUAUAAUUCAUAAAGUGUGUAUUAGAAAAAUUAGGAUGGGUUAUCACAAUACUAAUGAAUGCUUGUCAGCAGCUCUUGUUACAUUUGGAAUGAUCGUUUUUAUUAUUUCACUUUGUUAAUCGACCAAAUGAUUAAAAAUUUCAAUGUAUGUAAAACUUGAAAUGAAUUUUAUCGUACUACUUUAAAUUAGAGAAUUACAAUUCAUUGACUAGCCUAAAUUGUAUGAUUCACUGUUUUUAAAAAUUAUAUAAAUGUUUGUAUCUCUUAAA